This is a messenger RNA of Sorghum bicolor (sorghum), 752 nucleotides long. RefSeq names its product non-specific lipid transfer protein-like 1. Gene Ontology annotation, molecular function: lipid binding. The record is from RefSeq and is a predicted model, not a curated record. The coding region runs from base 104 to 607 and encodes 167 amino acids. Lineage: Eukaryota; Viridiplantae; Streptophyta; Magnoliopsida; Poales; Poaceae. Gene Ontology annotation, biological process: lipid transport. The transcript is spliced from 3 exons.
CCCACGCCCUCCCACCCCGCGCGCGCCAAGUGAGACACAUCUCCACGCACGUGCCGCCGUUGCCUCCAAGUCCAAGCCCCUCCGUCCGUCCAACCAACCAACCAUGUCGCGCCUCAGCCUCGCCGUCGCGGUGGCCGUCCUCGCGCUAGCGUCCGGCGCGGCGUCGCAGGCGCCGGGGCCGUCGUCGCCGCCGGUCGACUGCUCGUCGGCGGUGACCGGGCUCAUCGGCUGCCUGCCGUACGUGCAGCAGGGGAGCACGCAGGGCAAGCCCACCAGUGGGUGCUGCACCGGCGUCAAGGCCGCCCUCAAGAGCCCCGCCACCGUCGCCUGCCUCUGCGCCGCCUUCGGCCAGAACUACGGCAUUCAGGUCAACCUCACCCGCGCCGCCGGGCUUCCCGCGGCCUGCGGCGAAGAUCCCGCCGCCUUGAGCAAAUGCAACAUCAAAGUGCCCGGCGCCCCUGCUUCAGCGCCUACAGCUUCUGGAGCCGCUCCGGUUCCAGCAGGCCCAAGCUCAGGCUUGCCAAAGUCAGCAGCGGUGAUGCGAUCGCCGGUCUCAGCGUUCGCCGCCGUGGCCGCCGCUACUCUGCUCUCGCACUGCCUCCUCUGAAGAUGACGGGUGCUUCUUCGGUGAUUGGUUUUAGUUCAUGAGUUGUGUUGUCAAACUAUGAUAUGUAUCCGCACCGCACCAUAAUUCAUUGAGUUUAACUGUUUGAUUGGGAUAAACUUUUGGUGCUUGUGCCUGGUGCUCUUCA